AUGUCGAAGCAGUUGCCGGUUCCUUUGGCUACCUUGAUUGGCCGUGAGCUUCGAAAUGAGAAAGUUGAUAAUCCUUUUGUUAAGUAUGGGCAAGCUGGAUUGCCUAAGAAAGGAGAAGAUUACUUUCUGAUCAAAACGGAUUGCCGUAGGGUUCCUGGCGAUCCGUCCACAGCAUUUUCUGUUUUUGCGGUUUUUGAUGGGCAUAACGGUAUAUCGGCUGCUAUUUAUGCAAAAGAAAACUUGCUUAAUAAUGUUUUGAGUGCGAUACCGCAAGAUAUCAGCAGGGAUGCAUGGCUACAGGCCCUGCCCCGCGCUCUAGUUGUUGGUUUUGUGAAGACUGACACUGAGUUUCAGAAGAAGGGGGAAACUUCUGGAACAACAGUUACGUUUGUUCUGGUUGAUGGAUGGACUGUCACUGUUGCAUCUGUCGGUGAUUCCCGUUGCAUAUUAGAUACUCAGGGAGGUGUAGUUUCUCUCCUGACAGUUGAUCACAGACUUGAGGAGAAUGUAGAAGAGAGGGAACGUGUUACUGCCAGUGGUGGGGAAGUAGGAAGACUCAAUGUAUUUGGGGGAAAUGCGGUAGGACCUCUUCGCUGCUGGCCUGGUGGACUUUGCCUAUCUAGAUCAAUAGGAGACACAGAUGUGGGAGAGUAUAUUGUGCCAAUUCCACAUGUUAAACAAGUGAAACUUUCAAAUGCCGGUGGAAGGCUUAUUAUAGCCUCUGAUGGUAUUUGGGAUACUAUAUCGAAUGAUACAGCCGCCAUGUCAUGUCGGGGUCUACCUGCAGAACUUGCUGCUAAGCUAGUAGUUAAGGAAGCUCUAAGAUCUAGAGGCUUAAAGGAUGAUACAACCUGCCUUGUAGUAGAUAUUAUUCCUUCUGACCACCCUGUAUUACCACCAACUCCAAGAAAGAAACAUAAUAUGCUAACAUCACUCCUCUUUGGAAAGAAAUCUGAGAACUCUACAAACAAAGCUACGAGCAAGCUUUCUGCAGUUGGUGUUGUGGAGGAGUUAUUUGAAGAGGGUUCUGCAAUGCUUAUAGAAAGGCUUGGUAAGGAUUUUCCAUUUAAUAAGAAUUCAGAGAUUUUCCGCUGUGCGAUUUGCCAAGUGGAUCAACCCCCUGGGAAUGGUCUAUCAGUGAACUCCGGACCUUUCUUUUCUCCAGCAUCUAAGCCAUGGGAAGGCCCAUUUCUUUGCACAAACUGUCGAAAGAAAAAAGAUGCCAUGGAAGGAAAGAGGCCCAGCUCACAUUCUGUUACAGCACAGUAA
Molecule: messenger RNA, 1269 nt
Organism: Vicia faba (fava bean)
Lineage: Eukaryota; Viridiplantae; Streptophyta; Magnoliopsida; Fabales; Fabaceae
Source: the annotation of a GenBank genome assembly